GCGCGAUUUGCAAUACUAAAUGCUCGCCCUUAGGGUCGGGUCACCGGCGGACGGAAUUCCACGGGUGUCUUCUCCCAGUCCCUAGUCGACCAGCGACGCCGAAAGCUGCAAGGACGUCGUUCUGAAUCUCAAUUCGUGCGUGAACUUUAGAUGAUGACUGUUGUUGUUGGUGACGGUUGUGGUGGUGUGCGGAAUUAUGGAAGACGGCGGCGAUGUGUGGGACCGUGGUUCGAAGUCUUGGCGACGCUGGUUGUCGCUUUCGUCGUCCUGGAGCAAGUGACGUGUUUACGGUUCUCCAUCGACAAGAACGGAGCGGUUCGCAUUCUCAGGGACCGACGGAGGACGCCGUCUGCACCAGAGCCCCUCAGGGAAUUCAGAGACUGCGGCGGCAACAUCACGGCCCUGUCGAAGGCGGCCCGGUUGUUCAGCCCUGGCUACCCGCAGUCGUACGAGUCGAACAAGUUCUGCAAGUGGAUCAUCAAGGCGGACGGCAGCAUCACGCUACGCUUCGUCGCCAUAGAGAUCGAAGAGUCUCCCGGCUGCGAAUACGACAACAUCGAUGUCCUGGUUGGUCAGAAGCAGACGUCUUUGGGGAAGCUAUGCGGCACGAGCUUCAACAAGACCAUCCAGACUAACGCGACUACAGCAACGGUGGUCUUCAAAUCGGACGAGUCCUACGAGGAGAAAGGGUUUCACCUAGAAUUCUUUGCAGAUACAGGGGUCACAGCGUUAGAAAGCGGGGAAGAAGAGUGCGGUGACACCCUGACGGACAACGAGGGCAACGUGACGAGUCCCAACUACCCGUACCAGUACCCGGAAAACAGCAGCUGCUGGACACUCAUCAACGUCGAACCGGGCAGGAUCCUCGUCAUGCGCUUCAAGGUCAUCGCCCUCGAGUUUGAUGAGUCGUGCGCCUUCGACUACGUCGAGGUCUUCGACGGGGGCUCAGAAGAUUCUCCGUCUUUGGGUCGUUUCUGCGGGGACUCGCAGAAGCGGGUGCUGCGAUCAACGAGCAACAGCGUUCUAGUCCACUUCAGGUCUGACGACUUGCUGAACAACCGCGGCUUCUUUCUGCACUACGAAACCAACACGGGAGGCAUUAAGGCGACCCACGAGGGAGCCUGUGGCUUGACGUCAGACUCAGAGAACGGCACCGUCGCCACGCCCAACUACCCCAACAGGUACCCGGCCAGCUCCAACUGCCAGGUCGACCUGGAGGCUCCGCUGGGCACCAGGGUCGCCCUCCGCUUCGACGACUUCUCGCUCGAGCCGGACGAGAACUGCACCUUCGACUACGUCGAGGUCUUUGACGGACUCCCAGACGGCUGGAAGUCGCUGGGGCGCAUGUGCGGCGACAAGGGGGAGAUGCAGGAACUCCUCUCGACGCAAACUCGGAUGCGGCUCAAGUUCUACAGUGACAACUUCUCCGAGUUCAGAGGCUUUGUGGCUUCCUACAACCUCGUCACAGGUGACGAUGAAGCAGAGGUGGACGAUGCCCAGACGGUGACCUUGCCCAAGCACAACCUGGUUCCUUCGAGCGAACUCAUCGACGAAAUCUCGGGCGAAGAGACCGUCCCUUCCGACGACAGCCGAAUUCUCAAAUGCCUUCCAAAAGUUCCGGGAGCCAAAGUCACUUGGAAGAAGGACGACACCGCCGUGCUGAACGGAAGCAUGCCACUGCCCAACCUGUACAUGGUGUCGGCGACCACACUCUGGAUCCGAAAGAUGCACUCGGGUCUGGCCGGCACGUACACCUGUAUCGUGACCACCGAGGACCGCCAGGCCAUGGCCACGGCGCAGGUCAUCAUGGUGGGCACCAAGCCCCAGAGCAAGUGCAACGUCUUCUUCAAGAAGAGCCCCAAGGACCAGCACCUGUCCCACGGCGAGACGGCCAUCAUGCACUGCACGGCCCAGGCGCCCAAGCGGCCCUCAUCCGACGUGAGCAUCUCGUGGCUGCGCAACGGCCUGCCCUUCCCGACCAGUCCCAGGUACCGGGACCUGGGCAAUGGCCUUGUCUACAUCAGCGACGCCAUGCCCAAGGACUCGGCCGUCUACACCUGCGUGGCCACGGACAAGCGGUUCAACUGCAGCGUGGAGGAAUCGGCGCUGCUCAGGGUCAUGCCCAGGGUUAACAUCGAGGAAAUCUGUGGCAUCCCGUUCGCUGGGAGACCCAACAUGAGCAAGCCCCACGUCGAACACGGAAAGAUCGUUGGCGGGAUGGACUCCACCAAGGGUGCCUAUCCCUGGCAGGUGAUGUUCUGGACUGACCUGCGCAAAGCGUUCUGCGGCGGCAGUCUCCUGAACGACCAGUGGGUGCUCACGGCGGCGCAUUGCUUCAAGAGGAACGACAUUCGCGUCGAGGAGGUGGAGCUGCGGCUCGGCAAGUACGACCAGAUGGAAGAGGAACCGCAGCAGUUUGUGUCCAAGAUUGCCGACAUCCACUUCCAUCCCAACUUCAAUGGUCAGACAUUCGACAACGACAUCGCGUUGGUUCAGCUCAUGGACAGGGCCUCGUUCACGGACUACAUCCUUCCCGUGUGCCUCGGAGACAGCGUGCUCCUGGAGCGAGACUUCUUCUCCGGGGAGGUCCAGCUGGGCACGGUCACCGGCUGGGGACAGCUGACGGAGAGCGCCAACACCCUGCCACGCUUCCUGCAGGAAAUCAGGCUUCCUAUCGUGGACCACAAGACGUGCCAGAAGGCCACACCGUAUCCGGUGACGCGAAACAUGUUCUGCGCUGGAUACAGCCAGGAGAUCAUCGGUGACGCCUGCAAGGGAGACAGCGGUGGUCCUUUCGUGGUCCAGCGGAAAAACCGCUGGUACAUCAUCGGCAUUGUCAGCUGGGGAGUGGGUUGUGGCCGAAAGAACCACUACGGCUACUACGUCAAAGUCAGCAACUACCACGACUGGAUCAAAGAGAAGAUACUCUACUAGAUAUACCUACAUACAAACAUUGAUACGUCGUCCAUCCAAUACGGUGCUACUUAGUGACGAGCGCAGUGCCUUCGCAGAAAGGUCAUUUGAUUUUGGACUUCUGGUAGUGCUACUUGUUAAGAAGCUCUAUGCUAUUGUGAAGAGCUCACUGGAUCAUCGUAGUUGUGAUCGCGCUACUUGUGAAGGAGCAGCAUACUCUUUCAGAAACCUCCCUGGGUCAUCAUGUUGCUCAUGAUCGUGCUACAUGUGAAGAAGCAUGACGCUUUUUUGCGGAGCGUUCGCUCGGGAAUAUUACUCGUAGUCGUGCCCCCUGUUAGAGAGCACCAUACAUUAGCACCGAGUUCGCUCGAGCAUGUUAGUCAUAAUCGUGCUAGGUCUUAAGGAGCACGAUAUUUUCGCAGAACGGUCACUCGAGAUUGAACUACUGGUCGUAGUACUUGUUAAGGAGCAGCAUGCUUUUACCGAGAGCUCAAUGGAUUAUGUUGCUUACGAUUGUGCUACUUGUUAAGAAGCACAACACUUAAACUCGGGAAUAUUACUCGUGACCGUGCUACUUGUUAAGGAGGCCUAUUUUUCAGCACGGAGCCCACUCGAGGAAGUUAGUCCCAAUAGUGUAUACCUUUAAGAGAGCACAUAAUUUUUUCCGGAAUGUUUACUGAAGCCUCCCACCCUUUGGAACUUAGAUUGGAUGUCACGUUGCACGUUCGCGAUACGUUUUUAAGGUACUGCUCGAUGAAGCAUAUUUGAAGUAUGUUUUAUGAUUGAUGCAAACUGGUGAGAGUCAUGCCUCUUUAUUGUCAUCCUGUUUGGAGUGCGCUAGUUAGCGGGGUUUUUGAAGGGACCUCUAAAAAAAAGCUCAAGCGGUUCUUGAAGAAAACGUGGUAGAGGUGAAUUCCACAUGCUUUGUAUCACGUGAAUUUGAAUAUCGUGUCCGCUUUCCCAAAAAAUGUCACUAAACGCUAGAAAACACAAAACACCUUCGACCAGUCGUUACGUCAUAAAAGGAUCCUUUGGCCGCCAAACGCGUGUCGCUCGUGUAGGCAGCGCGUGCAAUUGCAAGCUAGCCAGGUAUAUUCCCCCGCACUGUCACCAGUCGCGAAGUCUUUUUCUGACUAUUCUGAAAGUAGCAAGAGUGGGCGUGCAUAGCUUUGACAGGCGCCGAAGAUGCGUGAGAGCGCAAAUUCCGAAAACUCCUUUUUAACACUCCGGCGUACAUCAGCGUACUUUCAAAAUAAAGUUCUGAAACCUCCAUGAACUAAAUAAAAAAAUAAAUCUCGAUUUUCAUGAACCUGGAGGCCAAAUAAAGUCGAUUUAAGUGUUUUUAAAUCAAACAUAGAACUGCUUUAGCUUAAGCUUAAAGAAUGACCUCGGUUCUUUUGCAUGACGCAUUCUUUUGAUAUCUCCUUCUCUAAACAACAAAAAUAAUAAAAAAAAGGAAAAGAGGGGGAAAACAUAAAACAAGGUUUCAGGCGCUUUUCGCACGGCAAGGCGGGGGCCAUAUACAUGUUUGGAGAAGAAUGGUCAGAGAGCAAGCUAAUGGGAAGGUAUGGAAACAGGCGAAAAGGUGAAGCUUGAAGUGUACGGCAGCAUAUCAAGAAAUCUGAAAUUUUACGUUUGUUAUCUUAAGAGUAAGCCAGGCUCCCCUCUCUUUAUUUCCUUGAAUUUUCUUUUCUCAAAAACCUACACUUACGAAAUAUGAGUAUGACGAAUGCACCACCCAAAGACACAGGUGUGGUACGUUUCAUUGGAUUCCGUUUAUUAGCUCGUUUAUGCGUCGUUUCUUCACGCCUGAAUAGCAGUCUGCAGAUGAUUUCAGACUUGGCAUAGCUGUCUUUUCAAGGCACACAGCUGUGCGUACAAUCGUAUUGCGUAGAGCGCGGCAUUGUUUAGUACGAACGAGAUAAUAGCCGUUUUUUUUUCUUUUUAUCUUAGACCCGGAAGGCCGUCAUUAGAUCUUUUCGUGUCAUGAAUUGUGCCAAUCCUGGAGACUAAUUUUGGGCGACAGCCAUCGGUGUUCAUCACUGUGCCCUGUCCGAGAAAGUAUGAAAAUGCGCCGGCGUCGUGUUGGUGCUUACCUUGUCAUUACCAAACAGUGAAUGGCAGUCCUUCGGGUGUUAUUUGUGCUCUCUUGCUGCGUUUUCUAUUUAAGUAGUUUUUGACGCAAUUUAAACCUGCUAUACGUGGCCACCCAUUUCACUUCAUAGCGCGUCCCUCGGUAAAAAGCAACAAGAUUUGUACACUAAUUUUAUGCCUUUAUGAAAAAAAAAGUACACUGAAAGUAUAUUUUUAACAUUUAUACUUUCAAUAUCUGAAGUAUACUGGCAAUGUAGUACCUUUAUUGCGCUUCGUACUUUAGCAGCGGGUUUCGCUCCUCGGCCCAGUAGUGCAACUAGAAUAUGCAUACUGAAAGCACCGGGAGUUCCUAAGAAAAAAAAGAACCGUGUUUUUCGGCCCGGAUAAAUAAAAUAUGCAUCGCAGAGUGCUCAAACUCCGUGAGGAUGUGGCGCUAGCGGCUAGGGCAUAGCGCGAAAUUUUGAGAAGAUGAUGUUACCUGGAUAAAAAGAUAAUUGAGAAAAACGAAAUUCUUUAAUGAGCCGACAUCCACUUAAGCCUAAUAUUGCCAAAAUAAGAAACUAUACGAAAUUUUAUUGUGAACGCUCCUGGGAUUUAUAUAAGCGAAAAGACUUGUCACCAAAAAAUAAAAUCUUGUUUCCUUUCUUGCUGACACGCAUGUUUAACUGAAAUAGAAGCUACAGGCGCCCGCAACAACGCCAUUUUGUGUUUGGACGAAAUUAGGCUUAGGUGGACGUCGGCUCAUAGAGAAAAUUUGUUUUUCUCAGUUAUCGUCUAAUACAGGCAACGUCUUCUUCUCAAACUUUCGCACUUGACGCCAACCGCUAGAGUCACCUUCUCAAACAACUUGAGCAUUCUGCGAUCCAUAGUUUAUUUACCUGGGCCGAAAGACAGGGUUCUCUUUUCUCGGGAGUUUGUACAUGCACCAUGUAAAUUUAAUUGAUGCUUUAAGUAUACUUGGCAGAGUGGCUCGUAAAAGUAUAGAAUUAGUAUACUUUUAGUGUGCGGCGUUUUACCAUGAGGUACCUUGGUGUCGACAAGGAUUGGGCAUUGUAUAUGCCGUGGCAAAAACGAAUCAAUCAAAACACGCCAAUACUAUUACCUUUUGCGAGCUUUUGUUUACCUUUGUUUUUAAUCGCAGUCUCCUCCAGGGCAUUGUGGCAUCUUGUUUGGUUGGUUGGUUUUUCGGCCAUUGUUAGUGUAAGAGAGCUAUUGCGACUUCUCUUCGUUGCUACAAUAAAUUCCUCGAUGUACUUUUGGUCAUGUACAAAACGACUUUACAAUAAAGACAAUAAAUACUCUC
Molecule: messenger RNA, 6310 nt
Organism: Ixodes scapularis (black-legged tick)
Lineage: Eukaryota; Metazoa; Arthropoda; Arachnida; Ixodida; Ixodidae
Product: CUB and sushi domain-containing protein 1
Exons: 15
Coding region: 151-2934 (927 amino acids)
Biological process (GO): proteolysis
Molecular function (GO): serine-type endopeptidase activity
Source: RefSeq, a predicted model, not a curated record